AUGGCGUUACGUUACAUAAAAUCCAAACCCUUUGAAGUUCAACCUUUUGUAAGAAGUGCCCAUUUUGAAAAUCAAACAAACUGUUCUUUACACGCUAUAGAUGAAUAUCCUGAAUGGUUUACCGAUAGACCUCCACGUUAUGAUUUUAUUUUUUAUUGUUCGUUAAUAACGAUUUAUUUAUUUUUGGCCAUUGCCAUUGUUUGUGAUGAAUAUUGUGUGCCCUCGGUGGAGAGGAUAUGUUAUAAAUUUGGUUUAUCUUAUGAUGUGGCCGGGGCCACAGUUAUGGCUUUGGCUACUUCCUGUCCGGAGUUUUUUAUAAACCUCUAUGCCACCUUUUUGACUGAGGGCGAUAUGGGUGUGGGAACUAUUGUGGGCUCUUCGGUUUUUAAUAUUUUGGCCAUUACCGCCUGCUGUUGUUUGUAUACGGGUGUGGAUUUUUCCAUUGAUUGGUGGCCUAUUAGUCGAGAUCUUUUGUGGUAUGGUGGAAGUGUUGCUCUUUUAACCAUAAUGCUUUGGGAUGGCUUUAUUUACUGGUGGGAAGCUUUCAUUCUAGUUAUACUUUAUAUUUUUAAUGUAACAAAUCUGUUAUUGGAUCGUAAAUGUCAGGAAGUUGUUAGAAAUAAAGAACGUCCUUGCAAAUUAAAAUGUUUUGUGCCCCUGGGUGAAGUAAAAGAUUUCGAUAGCAUGGAAGAUCCUGACAAUCAAGAACAACCUUUUGAUUUUAACCAAUGGCCUCAAGAAUCUCCAUGGAAAAAAUUUGUAUGGUUUCUCUCAUAUCCUUUAGAAGGUUUAUUCUUUCUCAGCAUACCAAAUGUUAGGAGAGCUUGCUCUCACGGUAGCAGUUGCUUAAGUCUAUUAAUGUCUAUAUUAUGGGUUUCAUUUCUAACCUAUUUAUGUUCCUGGAGCAUAACCGUAAUAGGCUAUCAUUUAUUUAUACCAGAUUCUGUAAUGGGUCUAGUAAUACUGGCGGCCGGUACCAGUAUACCGGAGGCUAUAUCAAGUGUUAUAGUUACCAAGAAAGCUAAUGUGUCUGGGUGGUCCCUGGCUGGUGAAGUCUUUAUAUUUCCCCACAUCGUCUAUACGACUAGCAGUAUCUAUUAUAUCAGAUGGUUUGGUUUAUACCUCGGCUUGCCUACUGAUAUCGGCAUUAUUGUUGUAUAUCUCUUUUAUGGCUACACGUUUUCAACUGGGUCGUUCGCAGAAAAUGUUACAAAUAAUUUUCAUUCAUUUUUUCACAAUUUGGAUGAUUUUAUGUUGCUAAAAGGAGUGCCACGCGAAUCGUGUCCCAAUGAAACCGAAGACUCACCGCUAGAUGAAUUUCCUGAAUAUUUUACUGUCGAACAAUUACGCCAGGGUUGGGUUGUUUUGCAUGUCAUAGCUGCCGUUUACUUCUUUAUCCUAUUGGCCAUUAUUUGCAACGAUUACUUUUUACCCACCGUCGAGUGUAUUUGUGAGGAUUUGAAUUUAUCGAAAGAUGUGGCGGCGGCCACAUUUAUGGCCACAGCCACUUCAAUGCCGGAAUUUUUUACGAAUACCAUUAGUACCUUGAUAACACAUUCGGAUAUGGGUUUGGGCACCAUAAUAGGUUCACUCAUGUUUAAUACACUAGGUGUGGCGAGUUUGGCGGCCUUGGCUAUAAAUAAGCCCGUCCAACUUGAUUGGUGGCCCAUUGCUCGUGACUGCUUUAUCUACGGUUUCAACACUAUCAUUCUAAUCAUUUUGGCCUGGGGUGGUGAGAUCACCUUUACCGAGUCCUGUGUCAUGAUGGGUUUCCUAAUCAUUUACUAUUUGGUUACUUUUAACAAUAAUAAAUUUAUGCCCGCCAUUAGAGUGUUUGUGGAGGAUAAAUUAGGUUGCUGCUUUUCGACCAGAUACGAUCUUACCGAACCACCAGAGAACAGUGCCAAAGCUAAAUUGCCCACCAAGAAGGAUCCUCUGACCGGUAAUGGUUUGUUUGUUAUUAAUCUGCCCGAAAAUACCAAUUCCAUGUCGUCGAGGGUCAAUCUGACACAUUCGAAAAGUUGGGACGGUGACGAACAGACAAUGGCACUUCCACCCAAUCUUUACACUCUACCACGCGGUGAAUCCAAACUUAUGAAAUUCUGGUAUUUCUUUACUUUUCCCCUUAAAUUCAUUCUCUCCAUACUGAUACCACAUCCCGUAAAAUAUCGUAAAUUAUAUCCUUUAUCCUUUAUAAUGUGUAUCAUAGCUAUUGGUGUCAAUGCCUAUAUGAUCGUAUGGAUGUUGACAUCGUUUGGUGUCGCCAUUAAUGUGCCCACAAUUAUUAUGGGUCUUACUUUUUUGGCAGCCGGCUCUACUAUGCCCGAGGCAGUGUCCAGUGUGAUUUCGUUGAGAAAUGGUGAAAGUGGUAUUGGUGUCUCUAAUUCUUUGGGUGCCAACUCCCUGGCCAUUUUCCUAUCCCUAGGUGUACCAUGGUUUAUCAAGAAUUGCAUGAACUAUGGCAUGGCUGAUGGCAUGAAUCGAAUCAAAAUUGCUGCUCAAGGCAUAGAGUACAGUAUUUUAAUUCUAAUGUUGUGCACUGUAACCCUUUUUGUGGGUCUAAGUUUAAGCGGUUAUCGUCUAACCAAGCGUGUGGGUCUGCUGCUCUUUAUUGUCUAUGUAGUGUUUAUCGUCUUACAAAUACUUAUAGAAAUGAAUGUAUUCUUCCCCAAACAAUGUAGUUAAUUAGUAAAGAAACUAACAAAUACUUAUAAAUUAAGACUGUUUAGUUGUAAAAAAAGAGAAAACCAAGAUUAUAAAUCUUCACAGGAAACCCGCUCGCGGCCCCCGCAUUAGCAGAAGAAAUAAACCAACGAAACAAAAAGAAGCUUUUUUCACAAGAAAAAUUUUGUUAAAAAACCAAAUAUCAAUGUCUUUAAAAAAAAAAACGCAAAAUAAUGUACAAUUUUUUUUUAUUAAUUAUUUAUAUUAAUUUUAUUUAUAAGUUUAUAAUUUAUUAUAGAAAAAAAAUGUCUACCAAAACCUUAGCUUUUAAACAAAAACUUUAAACAAAUGCGUUUAUCAUUGAAUUGUUAAUUAUUUUAUUUUUCAUAAAUAUACUCAAGUUUAAGUUUUGUAUGUGAAUCAUGCUUCUUACAUUUCUUGUAAAUUUAUUCUUAUUUUUUACAAUUUGUAUACUACGCUUGUAAUUUAAGCAAUUUUAUUUUUCUAAUUUAGU
Molecule: messenger RNA, 3178 nt
Organism: Lucilia cuprina (Australian sheep blowfly)
Lineage: Eukaryota; Metazoa; Arthropoda; Insecta; Diptera; Calliphoridae
Product: sodium/potassium/calcium exchanger 5
Exons: 14
Coding region: 1-2685 (894 amino acids)
Biological process (GO): intracellular calcium ion homeostasis; calcium ion transmembrane transport
Cellular component (GO): membrane
Molecular function (GO): calcium, potassium:sodium antiporter activity; calcium channel activity
Source: RefSeq, a predicted model, not a curated record